This is a messenger RNA of Glarea lozoyensis ATCC 20868, 1179 nucleotides long. RefSeq names its product Protein kinase-like (PK-like). The record is from RefSeq and is a predicted model, not a curated record. The transcript is spliced from 2 exons. The coding region runs from base 1 to 1179 and encodes 392 amino acids. NCBI's taxonomy places the organism in Eukaryota, Fungi, Ascomycota, Leotiomycetes, Helotiales, Helotiaceae.
AUGGAUUCCUCAAAAAUAGCACCCGAAAACUUCCAACAGCCCGAUGAGUUCUACAAAGGCCUGGGGUUCAAACCCGGGAGGGGGAGACAAUCGAAAGAGUUGAUGGAUCGCCGGUGUCACCUAGACAAAAUGGGUCAAGACUUUCAACACCACGAGCUCUGUUGGUCUUGCGGGUGGAGUACUAAUGACCAACUUGGAUCCACCUAUGGAUCUCGUGUCAGGAUUCUGAUGUCGCGCCAUAAUCGCGGCUUGUGGGCCCUAGGCUCGCAAUUGCUGCUAAAGGACAUCCCAAAUGAUGGCCACGGACCUGGUAACGAUUACAUAACAUAUCGGUGGUUGCGAAGUCAGUCAGGUCUUGAUAUCCCACUCCUUGAUAGAAUGGAGGUUCUUAGCAAACCUACAGACAAAACUUAUCUGUUGCUGAUGAGCCGCGCGGAGGGCGAACCGCUCACCAAUUUAUGGCACAAACUAUUACCGGAACAGAAAGAGAGUCUCCGAGGUCAGCUUUUUCUCAUUCUCAAACAGUUACGAAUUUUCACGGCUCUAGGGGCUCAAGAUGUCGAAGGUGGAAAGCUUGACGAUUUGUUGAUUGGGGAUUGCCCUGUCCCUAGACCAAGGUAUAAAAAGAUCGGAUUUACAGCCGACAAAUGGUUUGAAAGUCUUAAAUCAGAACUACAAGUUGGACUCGCGAAAAAGCAUAAGACCAAAGAUAUGACUAUCAUCGAGGCAGAGUACCAGAAACUCAAGGGUCGUUUUCCGAACCCGGAACCGUAUGUCUUAACCCACGGCGACCUUGAUUUUAGUAAUAUCAUAGUCAAAGAUAAUCAGAUCACAGCAAUCAUUGACUGGGAACACGCCGGUUACUACCCCUGGUGGGCAGAGCACUAUCUCUGCGGUGACGUUGCUUUUGGCCAAAGUUCAAGCUUGCUGUUUCCCGUUCUCUACCGUCUGGAUCCUGGUAUGGAGGCACGCAUCAAGGACGUCUACAAUAAAGUAUUAGAGGUCAGAGGACUUUGGGAGAGUUGUAAGAGAGAGCAUCCACACUACCACGACCGCUGGUAUCGUCCACCCUUUUCAGCUUGCGAACCUUACGCAGGACACUUUCUUAGGGGCGUAGCAGGUGGAAUUCAGGAGAGGGAGCACACGAUACAGGACCUCAAUUUACUCAAUUUCGAGUGA